Molecule: messenger RNA, 1083 nt
Organism: Blumeria graminis f. sp. triticale
Lineage: Eukaryota; Fungi; Ascomycota; Leotiomycetes; Helotiales; Erysiphaceae
Source: the annotation of a GenBank genome assembly
AUGGGUAAUUCGGAGGCUCCUACUAAUAAUCUUUCCUUCAUUCUUAAUAAGCCACAUGAUGUUAUAUUUGCACAGCAACCUAUACCGACACUUCAGUCGCCCCACCAUGUGAUUGUUGCUAUUAAUUAUACCGGAAUAUGCGGCUCAGACGUCCACUACUGGGAUCACGGUGCAAUUGGCUCGUACAUUCUGGAGGAGCCAAUGGUGCUCGGCCAUGAGAGCGCAGGAACGAUUGUUUCAAUAGGCAGCGCUGUUAAAACGCUUCAACCCGGAGAUCGCGUAGCCCUAGAACCUGGCACACCUUGUCGGCACUGUGAGCCAUGUCUGGCCGGUCAUUACAACCUCUGUCCCGAGAUGCAAUUUGCUGCGACCCCCCCAUUUGGUGGUACCUUGACGGGAUUCUACGCUGCCCCCGAGGAUUUUUGCUACAAACUUCCCGACCACGUUACCCAACAAGAAGGUGCUCUAAUCGAACCCCUCGCAGUUGCCGUUCACAUGGUGAGGCAGGCUAUGGUCCAGCCUGGGCACAGCGUUGUUGUUAUGGGUGCAGGCCCUGUUGGCUUAUUAUGCUGCGCAGUCGCCAAAGUCUUUGGCGCCUCAAAAAUUAUUUCAGUUGAUAUUCAACGCUCGCGGGUUGAUUUUGCCCUUGAACUAGCCGCCACGCACUCCUUUAUACCGGGGCAAGUUUCUAUCAAGGAAAAUGCUACACGCCUUCUCUGCGAAUCUAAACUAGGUGCUGGAGCUGAUGUAGUCAUUGAUGCAAGUGGGGCCGAAUCGUCUAUUCAGACUAGUUUACAUGUUGUGCGUCGCGGUGGUGUGUAUGUCCAAGGCGGUAUGGGCAAAAACGAUAUAACAUUCCCCAUCAUGGAGCUGUGCCUAAAGGAGGUGACAGCCAAGGGUAGUUUCCGCUACGGCAGCGGUGAUUACAAGCUUGCGGUCGAGCUUGUAUCGUCGGGACAGGUUAAUGUCAAGAAAUUGAUUACAAGUGUAGUAAGCUUUAGUGAAGCAGAACAGGCGUUUAAAGAUGUGAAGCAAGGGAAGGGUAUCAAGUGUUUGAUUGCCGGACCCAACGAGAAGAUCUAG